This is a messenger RNA of Ictidomys tridecemlineatus (thirteen-lined ground squirrel), 685 nucleotides long. It is a transcript of the gene Ripply2, whose product is annotated as ripply transcriptional repressor 2. NCBI's taxonomy places the organism in Eukaryota, Metazoa, Chordata, Mammalia, Rodentia, Sciuridae. Gene Ontology annotation, cellular component: nucleus. The record is from RefSeq and is a predicted model, not a curated record. Gene Ontology annotation, biological process: negative regulation of transcription by RNA polymerase II; embryonic pattern specification.
GAGAGGGGCAGAUAGGGUGCGAACUUCUAAAUAUGCAGCAGGCCGCUAGGGCUAUAUAAAGCCAGGGGGUUGGACCUGGAGGAAGCUGCCAGGAUUGCCCACGAGUCGGCAGCUGCCUUCUCCGGAUCCGCGUUGCGCCAUGGAAACUGCGGAGAGCGCGGAGAGCGCGGAGAACACAGAGAGCGCAGCCUGCGAGCGCGCGCGCCGCCACCGCCAGCUGCCAGCCGUCCCCGACGUCCGGACGCGACGCGGGGCCGCGGACUCCGGCAGAUCCGCAGUCUUUUGGAGACCUUGGGUUAAAGCCAGAGGCGAGAAAGAGGAAGGAACACUGCAUUAUGCAGCGGAGACGAUACCCAAUGGUCCAGGAAUGAUUCAAGCCUCAGGAAAGCUUUUCCAGUACACACACCCAGUCAGGCUAUUUUGGCCAAAAUCAAAGUGUUAUGAUUACUUAUAUCAAGAAGCAGAAGCUCUUCUGAAAAUUUUUCCAAUUCAAGCCACAAUUUCAUUUUAUGAAGAUUCCGAUAGUGAAGAUGAAAUUGAGCAGCUGACUUGUGAAAAUUAAUCUAAUUAGUUACUUCUGAUGAUAUUCAAAGCUCAUGGGCUUUGGUGUAUAAAUGUAUUAUAAUCUUUUAAACUAAUUUAUUUGUAUAUAAUUUAUUAAUAAAAGGAAAUAUUAUAUAAAUAC